UGAGAAGUUCGUGACCUCCUCUCUUCGUUGAUCACCUUGUUCCGUUCUCGACUCUCUUCUUGUGUGCACAAUUCGACUUCGUCGGCCGACUGUCCUUACUGACAAUACUUUCAUUCACUUGCGCAACGACAUUGGAAAGCUUGUUCUCCACACGGUUCGAUCUGAGAUCUCGACAUCAUGACACGAUUCAAUGUGUUGGCUGCAGUGUGCUCGCUGUUGGCUACGGCUGCCACUGCUCUCGACCCGAUCAGCGUACAGCAGCAGCAAUUCAUCCAGAAAUCGGGAGAGCGAUUCAUGAUGAUCGGAGUGGACUACCAGCCAGGCGGUGAAGGAGGCUACGGUACCGGCGCUGGCGACCCUCUCAGCAACUCGACCAUCUGCCUCCGCGAUGCAGCUCUCAUGCAGCGACUCGGCAUCAACACCAUUCGCAUGUACAACCUCGAUCCAACCCUCAACCACGACGAGUGCGCCUCCAUCUUCAACGCGAUCGGGAUCUACAUGGUCGUCGACGUCAACGCACCACUCGCGGGAGAGUCUCUCGACCGCUCCCAGCCCGAGGCCUCGUACACCACCAGCUAUCUCACCCGCAUCUUCAGCAUCGUGGAAGCAUUCAAAGACUACCCGAACAUUCUCGGAUUCUUCGCUGGCAAUGAGAUCAUCAACGACAUUCCCACCGCUGGUCCAACUCCUCCGUACAUCCGUGCCGUGCAACGCGAUCUCAAGAAUUACAUCGCCGCGCAUGCGUCGCGCAAGAUCCCUGUUGGCUACUCCGCUGCGCAGGUGCAAGAAGUGUUGCACGAUACCUGGGCUUACCUGGAGUGCGACAAUGACGGCGACAAUUCCCGCUCCGACUUCUUUGGUCUCAAUUCGUACUCUUGGUGCGGCGACGCUUCGAGCUUCACCAUUUCGAAGUACAAUGUUUUGGCCGACUGGUUCAACAAUUCGACUAUCCCGGUCUUCUUCAGCGAGUUUGGAUGCAAUACCCCGAGUCCGCGUCUUUUCCAGGAGAUUCCGACGUUGUACGGACCGCAGAUGGUAACUCUCUCCGGUGGACUUGUGUAUGAGUGGACCCAAUCACAAGCCGACUAUGGUCUCGUCCAAACCGAAGAAGACGGCUCCCUCAAGCUCCUCGCCGACUUCGACCGCCUGCAAGAACAAUACAACAAGCUCAACAUCACCCAGAUCACAACGCAAAACGACACAGCCACCAACCUCAAGCCGCGAAAGUGCUCGAAGAUCUUGAUCUCCAACGACGGUUUCAGCUCAAAUUUCGAUAUCCCGGAACCUCCCUCCGGUGCGGACGCUCUCAUCAAGAAUGGCAUCAAGAACCCACCCAAGGGCAAGAUCGUGGAAGUCAGGGACACGGCUGUCACUGUCAAGGUGUACAAGUCGGAUGGAAGCGAGGUCGAGAACUUGGAGAUCACCAUUCAGGAGGGAGCUAACAGCCCGGGCAAGAAUGGCGAUGGAUUGGAGACGGCGAGUGCGACCUCCACGAGUACCGAUGGACCGAAGCCGUCGGCGACGAAGAAAGGCGGUGCUGGAGUUGUGAGAGCAGUGGGAGGCGGAUUCGGAGCUGCCGCAGCUGCUUUAGUAUUGGCGCUUCUGAUGUAGCGAAACUUAGGCCGCAGGCGAUGGUGAUGGUCUCACGGAGGAGGGUCUCGCUCCAGAGACGGAAUCCAGCUCGAUGUUGAUGACCAGUCAGAGUAUAUGGAGGCAGAAGUCCUUAUUAAGCCAUCGGCAUAUACGAGG
This is a messenger RNA of Zymoseptoria tritici IPO323, 1749 nucleotides long. RefSeq lists its product as uncharacterized. The coding region runs from base 178 to 1611 and encodes 477 amino acids. Lineage: Eukaryota; Fungi; Ascomycota; Dothideomycetes; Mycosphaerellales; Mycosphaerellaceae. The record is from RefSeq and is a predicted model, not a curated record. Gene Ontology annotation, biological process: fungal-type cell wall (1->3)-beta-D-glucan biosynthetic process. The transcript has 5 exons. Gene Ontology annotation, molecular function: 1,3-beta-glucanosyltransferase activity. Gene Ontology annotation, cellular component: cytoplasm; fungal-type cell wall.